This is a messenger RNA of Mercurialis annua (annual mercury), 3596 nucleotides long. RefSeq names its product serine/threonine-protein kinase-like protein ACR4. The transcript has a single exon. The record is from RefSeq and is a predicted model, not a curated record. Gene Ontology annotation, molecular function: ATP binding; protein kinase activity; protein binding. Bases 597 to 3341 code for a protein of 914 amino acids. NCBI's taxonomy places the organism in Eukaryota, Viridiplantae, Streptophyta, Magnoliopsida, Malpighiales, Euphorbiaceae. Gene Ontology annotation, biological process: protein phosphorylation.
AUUAAAUGUGCUCACCUACACUUUCAGAAGCUCCAUUUUUGUGGACAUUUAUUUCUCUUCUCAUCUCUCCAUUCCUUUGCCUGAACCACAACACUACUCUCUGCAUCAUCUUCAUCAUCAACUGCCAACCUUUCAUUUUUAAAUCAUCAACACAGAAAAAAACCAGCAUGCACCAUCUCAGCUACAAAAUGUGGAGUUUUUUCUUUUUUCUUGCUGCAGAUGAACUUCAGAGGUUACUUCUCUCUAGCUCCAGGUUUGAUCUAAUGCUUGUUUCUUGAUUCCAAGUUCAAAAACUCUCUCUUUCAGUUACUGGGUUAGUGUUUUCUUGGAGAAAAAAGUUGGAUAAUGAUAGAAACAGUUCAAACUUUGUAGAAUAAACAGCUCAAGAUCUCAGUUGGGUUUAAUGUUUUAAGCAGUGUUGUGUUUGUGAAGUUAUGUUUAUAGGUUUUCGAUCUUGGUUUUGGUAAGUAUGCUCGGACAGCAGUAGCUAGGUUUUAUCUAUGUUGAAUAGUUGGUAUUUUUGAAAGCUUAACAUGCAUGUAAUAUUAAAAAGGUUCAUUCAAUUUUAUCUGUAAAUUGAAGCUGGUGUUUUUUCAAUGGUAAUUUCUAGACAUUUGGUUACAAGUUUUCUUGGCUGGAAUGCUGGUUUGCUUCUUCAGCUUGUAGUCCUGUCAGAUUUAUGGUGGUUAGGUUCAGGUCUAGGUUCCAUGUCUUCCAUUGCCAUUUCUUACGGUGAGAAUGGUCCUGUUUUUUGUGGGCUAAAAUCCGACGGGUCGCAUAUUGUGACCUGUUAUGGUUCGAAUUCUGCAAUUAUCUAUGGAACCCCAGCUCAUUUUCCUUUUGUUGGCCUCACUGCUGGUGAUGGCUUUGUGUGUGGGAUUCUGAUGGGGUCUAAUCAGCCUUAUUGUUGGGGAAAUAGUGGCUAUAUUCAAAUGGGUGUUCCUCAACCUAUGGUGAAAGAUGCUGAGUAUGUAGAAAUUAGUGCAGGUGAUUACCAUUUAUGCGGAUUGCGAAAGCCGUUAACAGGAAAGAAUAGGAACUAUUCUCUUGUUGAUUGUUGGGGAUAUAACAUGACCAAGAAUUAUGUGUUUGAUGGGCAGAUUCGGUCGAUAUCGGCGGGUUCCGAGUUUAAUUGUGGAUUGUUUUCUCAGAAUAGGAGUGUUUUCUGUUGGGGUGAUGAGACUAGUAGUCAUGUAAUGAGCUUGAUUCCUAAAGAAAUGAAGUUUCUAAAAAUCGCAGCCGGUGGUUAUCAUGUUUGUGGGAUUUUAGAGAUGAAUUCUAGAGCCUAUUGUUGGGGAAGAAGCUUGGAUCUUGAGGAAGAGAUAUCUGUGACAUAUUCAGGUCAAGGAAAUGUUGAUUUGCCUCCAAGAGAUCCAAUGCUUUCGGUUGUCGGUGGAAAAUUCCAUGCUUGUGGAAUCAAGAGCUAUGACCAUGGUGUGAUUUGUUGGGGUUUUAUCGUAAAGCCGAGCACUCCAGCUCCUGAUGAUAUUAAAGUCUAUGAAGUUGCUGCUGGAAAUUACUUCUCUUGUGGAAUUCUUGCUGAGAAAUCUCUCCUACCGGUUUGUUGGGGUCUCGGCUUUCCUAGCUCUCUGCCUUUAGCCGUCUCACCUGGACUCUGCAAAACUAGUCCUUGCGUCCCCGGUUCCUACGAAUUUAGCAAUGAUAAUGCACCUUGCAAGUCUCCCAAUUCUCAUGUCUGUUUGCCCUGCAGUAAUGCUUGCCCUGCAGAAAUGUAUCAGAAAGCUGAAUGUACUGCAAAAGCGGAUCGCCAAUGUGAUUAUAAUUGUUCAAGUUGUGCUUCGGCAGAAUGCUUCUCGAAUUGUUCUGCCUUGUAUACUGAUGCUAGAGGGAAGAAGGAUGAUAAGUUUUGGUCAUUGCAACUUCCAGUCAUCAUUGUGGAGGUCGGAUUCGCAGUGUUCUUGUUGGUUGUUGUAUCGACAACUGCAAUCUUAUACGUUCGAUACAGAUUGAGGAACUGCCAAUGCUCGGAAAAGGAAUCCAAUAAGUCCAAGAAAAAUAAAGGGGCAGUUGCUUCAUCAUUUACUAAAGACAAUGGAAAAGUUCGGCCUGACUUGGAUGAUCUUAAGAUAAGGAGAGCCCAGACCUUCGCUUACGAGGACCUCGAGAGGGCCACAAACGGGUUCAAAGAAGAAUCGUUAGUCGGAAAAGGGAGUUUUUCGUGUGUCUACAAAGGGGUAAUGAAAAAUGGUACAGUUGUUGCUGUUAAGAAAGCUAUUGUGUCUUCUGAUAAGCAGAAAAACUCGAAAGAAUUCCACACCGAGCUUGAUCUACUAUCAAGAUUAAAUCAUGCCCAUCUGCUCAACCUUCUUGGCUAUUGUGAAGAAGACGGAGAAAGGCUUUUAGUUUACGAGUUCAUGGCUCACGGAUCCUUGCACCAGCACCUUCAUGGCAAGAACAAAGUCUCGAAAGAGCAAUUGGAUUGGAUUCGAAGGGUUACCAUUGCAGUCCAAGCAGCUCGAGGAAUCGAGUAUCUACAUGGCUAUGCUUGUCCGCCUGUAAUUCAUCGAGACAUCAAAUCUUCAAACAUUCUGAUUGAUGAAGAACACAAUGCUCGAGUGGCAGAUUUUGGUCUCUCUUUAUUAGGACCAGCGGAUAGCAGCUCACCAUUAGCCGAGCUACCUGCAGGCACGCUUGGCUAUCUCGAUCCUGAGUACUAUCGACUGCACUACCUCACUACCAAAUCAGAUGUUUAUAGCUUCGGGGUAUUACUUUUGGAAAUCCUCAGUGGCAGAAAGGCUAUAGAUAUGCAAUAUGAAGACGGGAACAUAGUCGAAUGGGCGGUUCCACUAAUCAAAGCCGGAGACAUAUCAGCAAUCUUGGAUCCAGUUCUGAAGCCACCCUCAGAUCCUGAAGCCCUGAAAAGAAUAGCAAACGUAGCUUGCAAAUGUGUUAGAAUGAAAGGCAAGGAAAGGCCAUCAAUGGAUAAAGUAACAACAGCAUUAGAGCGCGCCCUCGCUCAGCUGAUGGGCAGUCCGUGUAACGAGCAACCGAUAUUGCCAACGGAAGUAGUUCUCGGAAGCAGUAGAAUGCAUAAGAAAUCAUCUCAAAGGUCAUCAAACCGAUCAGCAUCGGAACCUGAAGUGGUAGAAGCCGAGGAUCAAAGAUUCGAGUUUCGAGCUCCUUCAUGGAUAACAUUUCCAAGUGUUACUUCUUCUCAAAGGAGAAAAUCUUCAGUUUCUGAAGCAGAUGUUGAGGGGAAAACUUCAGAAGCAAGAAAUGUAGGCUAUGGUGGAAAUACAGGGGAUGUGUUAAGGAGUUUGGAAGAAGAGAUAGGUCCUGCUUCUCCUCAAGAAAACUUGUUCUUGCAGCAUAAUUUCUGAAAUUAUCAUUUUCUUGUUAGUUUCUUUUUCCACUUCUAGCAUUACUGCUACCACUUUAAUUUGUUUAUUUUUUUCUUAUUAUGUAGUCUGAUCCUAACAACUACUGUAUGUUAGUUUUUUUAUCACUAAAAUGUUUGUACCAAUUGAAUUUAAGAACCCAAUCAAAGUAGUAUGAAACUAAAUGUGUGAAAACUGAAACCUUGAGGUACAAAGGUAAGUCUAUAAAAGGAUUUUAAUAUCAAUUUGUCCACUCAA